AUGGCAAGCUUCCGACAGUAUCUCGCUGGCAUCAUGCUAGGCUGGAAAUCGGCUACGUCCCUCUUUGCGGUUGUGGCUAUCUUCUCGACCACGAGGGCAGCACCCACAGGUCUUGCAGAGGGCGCUGCGAAAGCUGCUGAGGCUUUGCAUGGCACUGCCACUGGUGCGGCGAGUCCAGCUUCAUCGGAAGGCUCAGUGAACUUCCUCCUUUCAUCGCCCGAAUCGUCAGUGAACUUCGCUUCUCCCACUGGCAAGCUUCCAGACGCCACGGCUUCAACGGCUUCUUCCCACGCCCAGGGAGCCAAGAGCAGAAAGCCUUCAAAUCGCGCAUCGCUCCAGAUGGUUCCAAGUCGGAGAAGAAAAUUCAGCGCAAAUGAUUUGAACCGCGAAAGAGCUACAAAUGUCAUCAACGAAGCGAUACCUGAAGACAAACUCAGACCCGCCCUCGACGCGCACAAAGCUCGUGCAUGGAUUGGUCCGGUCAAGAAGAUCGGCGUCAAGUUCAGCAGCAACAUACCCAAACAUCAACACGAGAUUUUAGCCCACGCGGCAAAAUUGCACGCGGAGACAUUUGUGCCACAGGCAGACAACGUCAAGGUGCGAUCAAGAAGCUCUGUUGCAGGAUAGAUCUCGUAGCUCAUACUUUUGUUCUGCCUAGGUGUGGAGAACAUUUGGGCCAAGUUUUCACGAACCCAUCUAUCACGCGAAGGCAACAAUGUUCGAGGUGGAGGGCUCGAAACAGCAUCGCAUUGAGGGUGGUGGCAGGACAUCGCUAGGUGAGCAGCCGAUAGCAGACUCGCUUGGAAGAUGUCAGGGCACUGACGCAGGUGCGGAGCAGGCUAUUAUCAUCGGGGCCAUCAUAUCAUGAUGCCUCCCGGUGCGGUCUUUCGGCCUCAUCCGACACGUCCGCACCUCGUUCUUGGCGAUGAUCAAAAGCCGGUCGGAGUGAUGGUCAAAGAAGAGGAGCCCUACGAGCCUUGGGCAAAGCGGAAAUCUACCUUGGCCGAACAGGCCGCCGCUCGGGCCAAGCAGGUACAGGCAGAAGACCUACCGGAAGCUCACACCCAGACUGCGACUGCGGGUGUUGAAGCACCUCGAGCUGAUCCCGUGCAGCUCCGCCUACAUCGCGACCCUAGGUACGAUGGUGGUCGCAUGCUUCCAGCUAGCUUCGACAAGCAGCGUCACAUACCCACAGACUUUCCUCAUGGACUGACGAUACAAUUCCACGAUAGAGUACCUCUUGGGCAACGCAGAGCCAUGCACCUGGCGAUAGUCAACCACGCUUCCAAGUACCUACCUGACGCCACUCAUGCCCAUGUGAGUACAAAAAGCCUGAUUCACGCUUGAGCAGCUUUGACAGAUUUUUCUGCUCGCAUCUUCGGUCGACAAGGCAAAGUAUGCUUUUGGAUCAAGUCCAACGGAGCCAAAGACCCACGCACUAGUUCAUUUUGAACCUUCUAAUCCAGCAGGCUACACAAGCACAGGCAGAUUUUACAGCGGCCGAACCCACGUCUACAUGCAAGAAGGCACGAAGUACAAGAGCUUCGAGAAGCAUAUAGGCUGGGUUCACGCUCAGGACCCGGGCGAAGACGCGCUUAUCGGGACGACUCGUGAUGUGCAUGCUAUGAGGCAAGAGAGCAAGCGACAGCGCGGUGUUUCGACAUCCUCGCAUGAAUCCGAUUCUUCCUUACCCUCUCAUCCUCUUGAGCCAAAGAAGGCGCCAGAAAAUAUACCAGUUGCAUCGUCUUCGAGUCAUUUUAUGCCACUGCCUUCACACUCCGCUAUUGGCUCUAACACACCGCCAUCGUCAAUAGACCAGCCCAAGUCGGGCUCGGCAUCUUCUGUUGUGGCUCAUUUAGCACAUCACUCUUCGCCAGAGCGCAACGCGCUCGGAGGUUGGCCUAGCUCGCCUCAGCACAGCUCAGCUUCGCAAGACUUUUGGAACGCGCUCUUGGACUCGCCCACUCACAAUGAUCGCUAUCUUUAA
Ceraceosorus bombacis is the source of this 1987-nucleotide messenger RNA. Lineage: Eukaryota; Fungi; Basidiomycota; Exobasidiomycetes; Ceraceosorales; Ceraceosoraceae. The record is from the annotation of a GenBank genome assembly.